This is a messenger RNA of Prunus armeniaca (apricot), 456 nucleotides long. NCBI's taxonomy places the organism in Eukaryota, Viridiplantae, Streptophyta, Magnoliopsida, Rosales, Rosaceae. The record is from the annotation of a GenBank genome assembly.
AUGACCGGGCCGCCGUCCUCUUCCUACCCCAGCCAGGUCUCGCCGUCAGCCGUCGAGAUUUCGCCGGAAAACCGAAGAGAAAAGCUCGGUUUCGCCCGAAACUUCGCCGACUUCGUUCUCCGUCGUCCGGCCGCCAUUUUUGGCGAUCAAGGGGAGACUCUGCCGAAAUUUGGGCAGAAAGUCUCGUGCCCUAAAUCCUCUCUGGUAAAAGAGGACAUAGUUUUAAGGAGUGAACCCGGCGUGGGUGUGAUGCCGGGGUCUCCGCAGGGUUCGUCUCGGAUUCCGGGAAAUUCGGGGCGGGUCCUGUCAGCUUGGUAUCAGAGCUUAGGUUCAAUUUCUUAUGGACCCCGCACCUUGUGUGCAUCCUUAAGUUAUGGGAUCAUGAUGGGUUCCGUCACGGGACGUCAUCAUUUUGACACGGCGGACUCUUUGACAUGGAUGGAUUUAGGGUAUUGA